This is a messenger RNA of Fonsecaea erecta, 408 nucleotides long. RefSeq lists its product as hypothetical. Gene Ontology annotation, cellular component: nucleus. The transcript has a single exon. The record is from RefSeq and is a predicted model, not a curated record. Gene Ontology annotation, molecular function: RNA binding; translation initiation factor activity. The coding region runs from base 1 to 408 and encodes 135 amino acids. Gene Ontology annotation, biological process: translational initiation. NCBI's taxonomy places the organism in Eukaryota, Fungi, Ascomycota, Eurotiomycetes, Chaetothyriales, Herpotrichiellaceae.
AUGUCGCGCCGCAAGAUCCGCAAUACCGCCGAAGAGACCCUCAACCCCCCUGACUCUCUGGCUCCCGGCCAGUUGAUUGCCCGUGUUAUCAAGACCAACGGCAAAGACCUCUAUACCGUCCAGGCCCCCGACUCGUCCACGUUCCUUGUCGAGCUUGAAGCCCGGUUCAGAUCCACCAUCUUCGUCAAGCGCGGCGGCUAUGUUCUGGUCGACACCACCACCACGGCCGGCCGUGAUAACAAGAUCCAGGGGGAAAUCGUGAAUAUCGUUGGCGACGAGAAGGCUUGGAGAAAACAGCCGUAUUGGCCGGAACAGUUCGUCAAGAAGACCACGCUGGCAGACAGUGAUGACGAGGAUUCACGAGUGGGAAAGCUGCCACCCUCAGACAGCGAGGACGAAAGUGGGUGA